UGUGUGCGCAGCCUCUGGGUGGCACUGUACUCAAAAGGGAGGAGUUGGCGAGAACAAACUGACCGCAAUGACAGUACUUUCUGAAUGACACGUAUGAAAGUUUUGAAAAAGCAAACUUACUGUCAUUAGUCGGACUUUUUUCCGUAAGGUAUAAGUAGCCUACAAUUAGAGCUAAAUUAAAAAGUAGGGUAUACGAGAAAGUAACUGGUGCGUCCAUUAAAGGCACAGCAUCGCAAGGGGGAAAAAAUAAACAGACGGAUCAUUGUGGCUCUCCUAAACAUUUACGUUACUGAAGAAUCGGAUGGCACAUAGUCUUUACCGUCUACUAAAGAAGAGGAGGAAAAGAUGGGUAGAGGAAUUUGUUCGAGACGACAGAGAAGAAUAUUUCAGUCUUUCCUACUUCUCAUCUUCGUUUGCGGGACGUUGUGCGCCUUCAUGGUCUCAUAUGAGAUGCAUAAAGAGCUGAAAAAGACUGAGGCGACGGCUUUGAAGUACCAGCAGCAUCAAGAGUCACUUUCUGCGCAGCUGCACGUGGUAUACGAGCAUCAUUCUAAACUAGAGAAAUCCCUCCAGAAAGAAAGACUCGAGCAUAAGAAGGCUGAGGAGGCCUCUAUUGAUUGUCAAUACAUCAUAGAUUUCCUUGUGUUUAAGCGGGAUUCACAGAAGGCCCUCAACAAAGAAAAGCAAGAUUCAACCUAUCGACUGAAUGCUCUGCAGACAGAGCACCAAAUACUGAAGGCCCAGCAUGAAGACUUAAAGAUGCAAUACUACGAACUUCAAGAGAAGCACCAGAAUCAAGGGCAGGAUCAUGAACGUGUGCUGGAUGAGCACAGGCUGGAAAUUGACAACCUGCAGAGAGAGAAGGAGGUUGAAAUAUCUAGACUGAAAGAGAAUGUGUACAACCUUCGCGAGGAGAACAGACAGCUGCGGAAAGCUCAUCAGGACAUCUACACACAGUUACUUGAUAUGCAGGAACUGCGCAAGAACCUGCAAGCUUCAAAAGAUCAUCUCACACUCGCAUUAGAAGACCAUAAAAAUGCACUUGUUGCAGCUCAGGUGGAAGGAUAUGAGGAAAAUGGAAAAGGGUUAUCCCCUCAAGGUGUGUUGGAGAUUGAAAAUAACAAUGCGACCAAAGUGGCAAUGAAGCAGCCUCGGAAAAUUGAUAUUUUUGCUGAGGGAAACGGCAAGAAAGAGGAGAGAAGCACAUCAAAGGAUAGAGGAGGAGAGGAUAAGGGGGGAAAGGCAGUGCUGGAACAUUCCUUAUCAAACCCAGAAGAGCUGGGCAUUAACCCUCGUAACACGCUAAGCCAAAGCCCAGAGAAACAGACACAGACAGAGCCACUUCACAGAACCAAAGUACACUUUGAGGCUUUGGAUACAGUUAUUGCUGGAAAUGCUGUGCAGUCACAUCAUGUUAUGGCUGGACGAGAAGAUGCAAAAUAUGUAGAGGACACUCAAAAGCAUAUCAAGGACCUUGGGAAAAAAAACAUGAACAUUGAGAAUGAGGCCAAUAACCAGAACGAAGAUGAAUUUGAAGAGGCUGAAGAAGAAAAUGAGUACAAGACCAAUGCGAACAAAAUCAGGCCUGAAGUGGAUGAGCAGCUUGUGGUGGCAGGCAAUCCAGAGCCGCAAAAGGACCAGCCGGAUGAGCAGUAUGAGGACGAUGUAGAGGAUGAGACUCUUGAUGACUCGGUGCAUGACAGACAGAAGAGAGCAGAGGAUGAAGAGAGAGAAGAUCCCUACAGUGAGCGUAAUGGAGCACGGGUCAGCCAAAUGCUUAAGAAGUCUUUUCCUAUCAAUCAGUUAGUGAGUGAAAGAAUUUUAACUUUGUACUUGCAAUGCAUAACAAUAUAUCUAUAGAAUGCACAUGCACUAUAAAUGUUAGAUAGGCUAAGUAGUGCAUUUCAAGAACAGAUGAUUUUAAAUGUCAUAAAAUGAUUAAUUGUUUCAGGGCCUUAAUAACUAAAUGAAAACCCAGAAGCAGAAACUGAAAGCAAGAGAGCUUCCAAGAAACAGUGAUGAAAAGAAGAUGAAGAAGACCUUAAGGAAAGCAAUCAAAAGCGUGAGAUAUGAACAUGACUGCUUAUAGUGUCUACUGAAUGGCUCUCUAUUGGCACAAAACUGAAGUGCUACAACUGUGAUCACUUUUUUUUUAAAAGUGACUACUUGUGCAAGUGUCUCAUACUUUCAAGUAAGGAUUUGUUCAGCAUUUAUAAAUAAUCAAAGCAUUGUAUCUUCUUGGCCUUUCUAAGGCGAUAUAUGAACUGGCACCUUGUGAAUACAAAGUAAACAUUCCUUACGUCAAUAUUUAAAGGAUUUCUUCUAGGUAAUUAUUAUUUAUUUUUAAUAAUUCCCUCAGUUUUGUACUUGAGAUUUUUUAAAUAAAUGUUUUCACAACGUU
Messenger RNA from Pimephales promelas (fathead minnow), 2401 nucleotides. Lineage: Eukaryota; Metazoa; Chordata; Actinopteri; Cypriniformes; Leuciscidae. The record is from RefSeq and is a predicted model, not a curated record.